GCGGCGCCCCCCUGCGGCUCGUGGGGGGCCCCCACAGCUGCGCAGGGCGUCUGGAGGUGCUUCACGGGAGCCAGUGGGGCUCGGUGUGUGAUGACGGAUGGGGGCUGCUGGAGGGCGCUGUGGUGUGCCGGGAGCUGGGCUGUGGCGCAGUUCAGGCUGCCCCCGGGGGGGCACAUUUUGGAACUGGCACUGGCCCCAUCUGGCUGGAUGACGUGGGCUGCAGUGGGAAGGAGAUGUCCCUGAGGCAGUGCCGGGCACGGCCCUGGGGGCGCACCAACUGCCAGCACGACGAGGACGCCAGCGUCAUCUGCACAGGGGGUGCUGUGCUGCGGCUGGUGGGUGGCGCUGGUUCCUGCUCCGGGCGGCUGGAGGUUUUCCACCAGGGCCGCUGGGGCACAGUGUGCGAUGACAUGUGGGCGCUGCCUGGCGCGGCUGUGGUGUGCCGGGAGCUCGGCUGCGGGGACCCACUCUCUGCUCCCAGGGGGGCCUUUUUUGGUGAGGGCAGCGGUCCCAUCUGGCUGGACAACGUGCGGUGCCAGGGCAAUGAGUCAGCGCUGAGCCUGUGUCUGGCUGCACCAUGGGGCGUGCAUGACUGCCAGCACGCGGAGGACGCUGGUGUGGUGUGUACAGACGAGUUGGCCCAUGUGAGGCAGCGCUUUGCCAAGCCCAUGGCCCCACAGCCACGGACGCAGAAGCCACGGACGCAGAAGCCACGGAUGCAGAAACCACGGACGCAGAAGCCCCGACCCCGGCUCCCUUCAGCGGCACGGGAGGAGACACAGGCACCAGCCCAGGUAUCCCCACAGGCAGUGCUACCAGGGAAGUGGAAGCCGUUGUCGUUGCUGGAGGGCACCAGCCCCCGGGAGGCCGCCCAGCCAGAGGGGACCACGCGGAGCCCCCCAUCCUCAGGAGAGCCAGAGCUGCCCACUGCUGGACCCGUAGCCCAGGCUGUGACAGAUGCUGCCAUGCGGGUGAGCAGCCCCAGGGAUGGGCUCCGUCCUGAACGGCACGGAGCCCCGGGGACGCAGCGCCCCGUCCCGAAGAACCGGCGGCCCCGCCCCAAACCAUUGGAGACACGCACAG
Molecule: messenger RNA, 1083 nt
Organism: Terrapene triunguis (Three-toed box turtle)
Lineage: Eukaryota; Metazoa; Chordata; Testudines; Emydidae
Product: soluble scavenger receptor cysteine-rich domain-containing protein SSC5D-like
Exons: 5
Cellular component (GO): membrane
Source: RefSeq, a predicted model, not a curated record